UGCGACGAGACGCAACGACCGGAGACCGAAGAGGCUGCUCUUCACGUCACGCCUUGAUGGCCGACAGUCGCGUGUUUCACCCCGUCUGGCCGCUCAUCUGCCGGCGGGGCGCCGCCCGCCUCGGGGAGGUGUGCCGGCGGGGCUGCGCCGCCGUCGGGUCGCCGGCCGCCGUACUGGGCGUUGAACUCCCGCCGCUCUUUGACGUCCACCAGGUGCCCAAGGUGUUCCGCGAGGACUGCAUCCUGUCCGGCUACCGCCACCCGCAGAGCUCGGCGCUGGACUGCGUGCUCAGCUGCUUCCGCUUGAACAACGAGACCGUCAACAUCUGGACGCACUUCCUGCCGACAUGGUACUUCGCGUGGAGGCUGGCCUCGCUGUGCCGCAGCACGAACUUUGCGAGCGACUGCUACACGUGGCCGCUGCUGGCGUACAUGCUGCUGGUGUGCGUGUACCCUUUGACCUCCUGCGCGGCGCACACCUUCAGCGCCAUGUCGUCCGAGUGGCGCCACAUCUGCUACUUCCUCGACUACGGCGCGCUCAGCCUCUACAGCCUGGGCACCGCGAUCUGCUACGGCUGCUACGUGAUGCCCGACGGCUGGCUGAACGGCUGGCUGCAUCGACACUUUGUGCCCAUCGCCGUGGGCAACAGCUUGCUCUGCACCAGCCUCGCCUGCUACUCACGGUUGGUGGAGGUGCGCUUCCCGCAGAGGAGCAAAGUGCUGCGGACGCUCGCCUUCGCGGUGCCCUUCGUCUUCGACAGUUUGCCCGUCUUCCACCGGCUCCUCCUGUGCUGCGGGGGGCGCUGCAGCCCGAGCGAGGCUCUGCUCAGCCACUUUUACCAGGUGACCUUCGCCCUCCUCACCUGCUUCCUGUUCACCUCGCACCUGCCCGAGAGGCUGGCGCCAGGACGCUUCGACUACUUUGGCCACAGCCACCAGCUGUUCCACGUGAGCGCGGUGGUGGCGACGCACUUCCAGUUGGGGGCGGUGUUGAGCGACAUGACCUCCCGCCGGGGGCGGCUAGAGGCCACGGGGGCGCCGCCCUCCCUGCCCGGCACGGCCGGCGCCGUGGCCCUCGGCCUGGCCCUCAACCUGGGCGUCGUCGCCCUCUUCGUCGCGCCGCUGCUCAGACGGUCGCCGAGGCGACCGGCGCCUAACCACGGCAAAGACCAGUGAGUCUGUUACCUAGGUAACUGCCCCCCCGGUGGCAGGGAGCACCUGACAACGUUUACACAAAAAAAAAACUCCUUGAAAAACAUUUGGACUGACUGGCUGCCAGUACACUUUCUGGCCACCAGUCUGUGCUGGUGAGUCAAAAAAACAAACCAAAAAAAAAGACCAGUUUGUGGAUUUUCGCAUUCUGAUGCGCAACAAUUUCGAAUCCCGCAGCUGUCGAAUUCAUUCUCAUCAAUCUAGUCAAAAGUAAUAACAAUAUGAAUAAUUGAGCCCCGCUUUAAAAGGUGUAUAAAUGCUUCAAUGCCACAAGAUGGGGCCAAAGCACUACUUUUAGAUCAGCUUGAGCGAAAAAGAGCAAGCGGGUGAGUGCUUCAGUGAAAAAGAGAGGUUCCCAAAAAAAACAUCAGCAAAUAGGUGAAUCCACACAUCACAAAUAUUUAAAACAUAAUAAAAGUGGAUAUAAAAAAAAUAGUGAUGCAUACAAUACAAAAUAAAUAUUUCUUUUUGCAAAUGUGUUCAUUUUGGGCCACUGGUAAGUCAGGGUGGAAACGUUGGCUAUUUGGAAGCGGCAGUACACUCCUCAUCCACUAGUGGGGGCCAGCGAGUUCCAUUGAUUGGUCAUUCCUGCGUUUCCCCGGCAACUGAGUUUGUUGUCUUUGCCGUCGAGAGUAGAACGUUUCGAUUUGAUGUUAUAAUAAUAAUUAUUAUGAUUAUUAUCCAGUGGAACUUCCGACGAUGAUGUCAUGCUGUGGAAUUCGCACAAAAUGUCGAAUUGUUUCAGUUUAGUAUUCCUGCUUCUGAUUGGCCCAAUUUCCUCAUCAGAGUUAGUCCAAAAUGGCCGACUUGCAGUCCCGUUCGGGGUAGGCGUCCGUGAGACGUUUUUGAUUUUUGCGUCCAUUUGUGAAACUGCUGCCGGGGCUCAUAUUGUAACUUUCCAGGGGGCGCCACUGAGCCGCUUUUGGGUGUUUGCUUUUGCCACUAACAUGUUUUCCUAUUUAUUGUUUUAUCAAAUGUCGAAUGUUUACGUCAGUGAGAAACGAGCGUCUUGAGUUGACGUUCAAAAGUCCGAUUCGUUGAAGACCCGGAGAAUUAAAACAUUUGAAUUUGACAUAUUGUUGUGUAAAAAAAAAAAUGUGCACGAAAAUGUACAAUUUUUGCUUUAGGGUUUUUGGCCCAAACUAAGAUUUUUAAGAAUUUAAGAAACAUAUUUUCAGGGUUAUGAAAUCCGAUAUUUGUGAUUUUGUCUUUUUCCACUGUCGAGGAGCGCAUAAAAAUUACUCAGAAUAAUUUGUGAAGUAGUCCCAGCUUUUUUCAAAGUUUUGUUUGCUUGAAAUUAUGAAACAAAAUAUACUUCAAAUUUUUGGUUAAAUCUUAUUUGGUAUUUUUAAAAUGUUUAGCCAUCCCGAUUAAAAAACACGUUUUAUUUUUUCAUACAUACAUUUUUUUUAGUCAAUCGCUAAAUGAAAAUAAUGUUGUUGUUGUUUUUGUUUGUUUUUCUUGAAAAUACGUCAACUACUUUGGUAUUUAGUCCAACAUGUUACUUUGGGAUUUUGGUCCAAACUUUUGAUCUUUAAGACUUUUAACAUUUAACCAACAGGAAAUAAACUGCAGCAGUGCCUUGACUUAUGACCUCCACUCAAUGCGGGACCAUGCGCUGAACUCCGACUUCAUAUUUUUGUUUUGGGGCGCUGGAAAAGUGCAAAACGAAGAAUCGCUUUUAUUUCGCAGAAGCGCCGCCGACGCUUCUGGGACUCGAAGCGAAGUUUAUGUGAGCGAUUCGAUAACUUUUUGCCACCGCGGCGUCACUCGCACUUCCGGCGAGCAAAACGCAGAUGACGCCGUUUGCGCACAAAUGAAAAGAUUUGACACUUCUUCUCGUCUGCCGUCGUCGUUCGAAUGUGUGACGCGUCAGUCGACGAGAAGACGUGACGUUCGGUAAACACCGAACUAACGUUUGUCGUCGUUUCAGCCGUUGUCGCCCGUUUUUGCGCCAGCCGGAAGUUGCCCGCACGCCGGCUACCGCAUCUCAGGAAAUGCCUUCAAGACGCGUGACAAUUUCUUUGGGAAACGCGUCGCACGUAUUCUGCACUUUCCGAGAAGGUGAAACGCACCUACCAAAAAAUAUCUAUUUUUUCUCUUCUUCCCAUAUUUCUUUAAUUCAUCGGCCGAAUAAUCGGAGAUCAGAAUUUCGCCGGUGCCAAAUAUCGGCAUCGGCCUCAAGAAAUCAGAUGGGUGACGGCCGAGUUCAAAACGAGCAUAUUAGAGCGCGCUUUACAACCAAAACUUGCAGAUUCAAAGCCAAAAAGUUCCCGGAAAAAUCUACUUUGUAUUAAUAUUUGCUAAUUAUUUAUAGAUUUGACAAACACUGUUGUUGUCGUUGUUGUUGUUAUUAUUAUUAUUAUUACACAUAUGGAAUGGGUCAGUCCAUUUAGUGUCAAUAUUUCUGACUCGAUCACAGUUACCUCCUUGCGUGUAUCCUUAUACAUUUAUGUUAUAAAUAUGAAUAUGAAUUGCGGGAUGUCUUGACUGGAAAGAACCAGGAAAAUAACUAUGGGUGCUUUUUAAUGUGUUACAUGCUCUGAAAGUAUAAAAAAAACGAAACAUGUCGAAUGUAUAAAUAAAGACCUGUACGUGCUUUGUAUACUGUGUCAUUGAUGCACUAAAUUUGUGUAAUAAAUGCAGCUUCUUUAAAAAAAAAAUAAAAUAAAAUAAAAUUAAAAAAAACA
Phycodurus eques (leafy seadragon) is the source of this 3901-nucleotide messenger RNA. RefSeq names its product progestin and adipoQ receptor family member VI (gene paqr6). The transcript has 8 exons. Gene Ontology annotation, molecular function: signaling receptor activity. Gene Ontology annotation, cellular component: membrane. NCBI's taxonomy places the organism in Eukaryota, Metazoa, Chordata, Actinopteri, Syngnathiformes, Syngnathidae. The record is from RefSeq and is a predicted model, not a curated record. Bases 57 to 1175 code for a protein of 372 amino acids.